Molecule: messenger RNA, 960 nt
Organism: Erigeron canadensis
Lineage: Eukaryota; Viridiplantae; Streptophyta; Magnoliopsida; Asterales; Asteraceae
Exons: 1
Coding region: 1-960 (319 amino acids)
Source: RefSeq, a predicted model, not a curated record
AUGGAUCCUAACAGGAUCCGAAAACCCAACAACGACCCGAAAAUGCUCCUGCGUCUCUCCGAACAUUUUCUGCAGCGCCGUCAUUUCUCCGACUGCCACAUAUACGCGACCCAAGUUCAAGAAAUCGACCCCCAUUUCCCGGGGGUCAACCAAAUCCUCGCCGUCGCCGCCGUCCUUCACGCCGCCGCAACACCCACCACCGGAAACUUAACGGACUGGUACAAAAUCUUGCAACUUGAACGGUACACAAAUAACUCUGAAUUAAUUACUGAAAAAUUUAAUAAAUUGUAUGAUUUAUUAAACCCAUCAAAAAACGAAUUCCCAUUUUCUGAUGAAGCUUUUGAUGUUGUUUGUGAUGCUUGGUUUUUGUUAUCGAAUUCUGUUAAGAAAUUAGAAUUUGAUGAAAAUUUGUUGAAAAAUGCUAGUGGGGUUUGGACUAUUUGUCCGUACUGUUAUUAUGUGUAUGAGUAUGAUAAGGAGUAUUUAGAUUGCUGUUUAGAGUGUGAGAAUGAUAAAUGUGGGAAAGCGUUUACGUGUGUCGAAAUCGGUAGGCCCCCGGUCGAGGUUUUGAGGGCGGGGGAGUAUUUGUGUGGAGGGUUUUUGUUGGGUAAGGGGACGGAAGGCGGGUGGAAUCCGUUUUUGUGUAAGGGAGUGGCGCGGGACGGGAAUGAGUGUGAGUUUGUGGAAAUAUCGAGUGAUGAAGGGAAGGUGAAAGUGGAGGAUGAAGUGUGUAAGAAGAAGGUGAACGGGAGAAGGUUGAAGUCGGUGGCUAAGAGGACGAAGAAAGUUACCGGUUUGGGGAAAAAAGUGAGGAAAGAAACGAAAAGUGAGGAUGAUAGUUGCGAGGAUGUUGAAGGAACGGUGAAUGUUGACGGAUUGGAUUUUUGUGAUGGUGGUGACGAUGUUCUUGUUAGUGUAGUGCAGAAGGAUCAAGGAUGGACGGUGGUGGUGCAAGAGUGA